AAGCUGAGAACGGAAAGCCUAAUGUUAGCGCCAAAAGGAAAUGGCAGUCAGGGUAAAACAUGCAUGGACAUGCAGCACACGAUGGAUGGUAAACUCCGAGGAACAGGUUUUGUCGGUGCUUGAAUCAUGUGACGGAAUCAAGCAGUUCAACCAAGUUCACACUCAACUCAUCAUCCACGGUCUCUUUCAACACUCUCUUGUCGCCAGCAGAGCCAUCAAGAAACUCUGCUCUCAUCCACGCACCACCCCACGCGCCGCUUUCCUCUUCGACCAUCUUCACCACCCCGACGCUUUUAUCUGCAACACCAUCAUUCGUUCUUAUCUACGCAGUUCUAAUUCCUCCGCUGCUUUCAGUUUCUACUACCACAAAAUGCUCGCCAGGUUGGUUCCACCGAAUCACUAUACUUUUCCUCUCAUUCUUAAACUCUGCGCUGACAGUGGUUACCAACGAGAAGGAGAAAAGGCUCACGCUCGAGUUGUUAAAUUCGGGUUUGAGUUCAAUUUGUUCGCACGGAAUUCGCUGAUCCGAAUGUACUCCGUUUUCGGAAGAAUCAAUGAUGCUUGGUUGCUGUUUGAAUCGAGUUAUGUAUUGGAUUUGGUGAGUUAUAAUACGAUGAUUGAUGGGUAUGUUAAGAUUGGGCAAAUAGGUGGUGCACGGAAACUGUUUGAUGAAAUGCCUGAUAGAGAUGUUUUCAGUUGGAAUUGCAUGAUUGCGGGACAUGUGUUGGUUGGGGAUUUGGAAGCUGCAAAGGAACUGUUUGAAGCAAUGCCGGAUAGAGAUGUCGUGUCUUGGAACUGCAUGAUUGAUGGGUGUGUAAGAGUAGGGAAUGUUUCUCUCGCCCUUGAGUUUUUUAAUCGAAUGGAUGGGGGUAUUAGGAAUGUGGUUUCGUGGAAUUCCUUGUUGGCAUUGCACGUGAGGGUGAAGAAUUUUGGUGGGUGUUUGAGGAUGUUUGAGAGGAUGAUGGAAAGUGGUGAAGCUAUGCCAAAUGAGGCUACUUUGGUGAGUGUUCUCACUGCUUGUGCAAACUUAGGGAAGCUGAGUUUGGGUUUGUGGGUUCAUUCUUAUAUUAAGAGUAACAAUAUUAAACAGGAUGUCUUGCUUGGAACUUGUCUUCUUACAAUGUAUGCAAAAUGCGGGGCUAUGGAUUUCGCAAGAGAUGUUUUUGUUGAGAUGCCGGUGAAAAGCAUUGUGUCAUGGAACGCUAUGAUCAUGGGAUAUGGUUUGCAUGGAAAUGGGGACAAAGCUCUUGAAAUGUUUGAAGAGAUGGAGAAGGCGGAUCAGAAACCAAACGAUGCUACUUUUGUUUGUGUGUUGUCUGCUUGCUCGCAUGCCGGAAUGGUCAUGGAGGGUUGGUGGUACUUUGAUCUCAUGCGUCGUGUUUACAAGAUUGAACCCAAGGUUGAGCACUAUGGCUGCAUGGUUGAUCUCCUUGCUCGAGCUGGUUUUGUGAAGAGCUCGGAAGAGCUUAUAGAAAAGGUUUCUGUGAAAGGUGGAUCAGCUUUGUGGGGUGCUCUACUUUCCGGUUGUAGGACUCACUUGGACUUGGAGCUUGCGGAAAAUGUAGCGAAGAGACUUGCUGAGUUGGAGCCACUGGAUAUUAGUCCUUAUAUAGUGCUGUCUGAUAUAUAUGGGGCUCAAGGGAGAUGGGAUGAUGUUGAGUGUGUGAGAUUGAUGAUGAAAGAAAAAGGGUUACGAAAAGAAGCAGCAUUGAGCUUGGUUUACCUCGAAGAUUCCGAAUCAAAAAGUAUUGUUAAUAAAUGAUUUGGUCUGAUGAAAAAGAUAGUUUACUCAAUGUUGGGUGCAUUAGGGGCACAGUUGAAAAUAUCCAUUUGAGAUUCGACUGGGAAAGAAAAAGUCAUACCUAGAAAAAUGCUAGAUUCUCUAUAGUACAGGCUGUUGGGAGAGAAGCAGAAUGUAUGCUAAGGAGUGAGAUAUUGAGGUGGUAAUUAUGGAUAUGGGGAAAAAUGUCAGGAUAGAAACAGCCACUGAUGAAUGGUGAGUUUCAGCAGAAUGGAGAUGGGAUGCUGGUAAAUUUCUAAGAAUGUGAAGAAACAAAAGGGGUUGAUGCUGCAGGGAGUCCAGAUUGGUUCCCCAAAGAUUUUGCUUCCGGAUUCAUAUAUGAAUGAUAAUUGAUUUAUUCGAAGAAGAAUGACUUGCUCAGUGUCUUCCAUAAAUAAGCGUCUAACAUGAAAUCAAUCAGUGAUAAUUCAUUUUAUUAAAUUUGUUUCUCCGGUGAAAAUUCUUGGAACACGAGACUGUUGGAUCUUACAUCGAAUACAUCAAUACAAGUUUUAGGGAAAGCGGGUAGCUGGAUAAUAAGGAUUGAGAAAUCUAGAUAAUGCUUAAUAUUUUUUUAUAUGUACAGUAUCAGAUUUCAGACCCUACAGCACAACCUUACCUUGAUAAAAUGAUAUCAGAUAACUACAUAUAUUCACAUCUGUAUUUCUAUA
Lathyrus oleraceus (garden pea) is the source of this 2451-nucleotide messenger RNA. Its product is annotated as pentatricopeptide repeat-containing protein At3g29230. The record is from RefSeq and is a predicted model, not a curated record. The transcript has a single exon. Gene Ontology annotation, molecular function: protein binding; RNA binding. Lineage: Eukaryota; Viridiplantae; Streptophyta; Magnoliopsida; Fabales; Fabaceae. Gene Ontology annotation, biological process: RNA modification. The coding region runs from base 41 to 1762 and encodes 573 amino acids.